Molecule: messenger RNA, 1004 nt
Organism: Bactrocera dorsalis (oriental fruit fly)
Lineage: Eukaryota; Metazoa; Arthropoda; Insecta; Diptera; Tephritidae
Product: von Willebrand factor D and EGF domain-containing protein
Exons: 2
Coding region: 122-733 (203 amino acids)
Source: RefSeq, a predicted model, not a curated record
UUCCAAAAGCAUUACUUUAAUCAAUCGCCUUGCUUUAAUUCAAUUCAGUUCACUUUGUGAAUUUGAGCAGAAUUAUUUUCGUACGGAGCAAAAAUAGAAGAAAGAGCUUCAGAGAUUCAAGAUGUUUUUAAAAAUGCUUAUUUCGUUAAGUGUUCUUUCCACCAUUAUAAAUUUGACUACCAGUCAAUCGUGCACCAAAAAGCGAAGAGAUAAAUAUAAAUAUGAUACCAGAACUGAAAGCUAUUGCUGUGCUGGUUACGUUAUGAGGAACAACGAAUGCGUGUCCGCUUGCGUGCCUAACUGCCCUGCCAACAGUCGAUGCACCAAUGUCAACAAAUGCACUUGCAAUUAUGGUUACACUUCCACCACGUCUAUUCCUAGAGACAUUGUCUGCGAGCCGAAGUGCACUGCAGGCUGUCAGCCGCAUAGUACUUGUACAAAACCCGAGACUUGCACAUGCGAUUCUGGAUAUGAAAGACGACGCGGGGAUGGCAUAUGUGAACCCAUCUGCGAGGAGCGCUGUUCUGAACAUGCGAUUUGUACAGCGCCAGAUACUUGUAGCUGUGUGGAGGGUUAUAAAUUAAAUGAGGACUUAAAGGAAUGUGUACCAGAGUGCCAAUAUGGUUGCGAUACUACAACAAAUACGAUUGAAACCGGCGGCGCUGCGCAAUCAUUGCGCAUGACUAUUGAUGGUUUGAUAUUCGCUGUGUUCAUGUCGGCUGCGUUUGUUUGAGCAUUAAGACAUCGUCAGCGGCUUUAUAUUAGAUCAUUAAUGAGAUGAAAGGAAAGCAACCAAUUAUAUUAAGCUGGAACAGAAGGUUAUGUUAUGUAAUAUCGGGCUAAGUUAUAUCCACCAGCUGUAAAUUAAUUUUAUUCAAAAGUAUUAUUUUGUGCAAUUAUAUUUUAUAGUAAUUUGACAUUUUCAAAAUUAACAAGUAAAGAAGGGGUAAGUUCGGGUGCAACCGAACAUUUUAUACUCUUGCAACUUGCAAAAAUCGAAGCCA